AUGCCCGACCUCGCAACCCUAUACCAAAAAGCCGAAACAGGCGACGUAAAAAGCCUAUACAACUACUGUAGAUACUAUAUCGACCAUCUAAGCGUCACAAUUGAACCAUCUACCGAAGUGUUCGUCCGCUCCGACAAUACCUUCAUCAUGAGGGACCAAUCCACACGCACGCUUCUCUGCGGCGAAGUUUCAGAAACAGAGGACCUCGAAACUAUGAAAGAAAAGCUGUCGCGGGCGCUUUUCAAAGAGAUCGGGGCUCGGGAGGAGGCUUGUACUGCUUUUGCUUUUGCGGCGACGAUGGUUGGGGGCUUGAAGGGUGCGUUCCUUGAGGUAGUGAGGUAUCCCGAUGGGGGUGUUUGGAUAGGGGUGGAGGGGCCGUUGGAGCUCAAGGGACAGGAUUUUGGUGUUCAGGAUGCCUUGAAACAGGUUCUAGAGAGGUGUUCUUUUCGUGAGGAGUAA
Messenger RNA from Aspergillus chevalieri, 459 nucleotides. RefSeq lists its product as uncharacterized. The coding region runs from base 1 to 459 and encodes 152 amino acids. The transcript has a single exon. NCBI's taxonomy places the organism in Eukaryota, Fungi, Ascomycota, Eurotiomycetes, Eurotiales, Aspergillaceae. The record is from RefSeq and is a predicted model, not a curated record.